CUCCAAACAAAACCACCGCAACCAUGGCCCAAGCCUACAAACCCGGCUCGACCUACUUCGAAGACCGCAAAUCCUUCAACGACGUCUCCAUCGGCUCGGACGACUCGAUCCCCACAACCGCCUUCCUCGAAGCCGCCGAAGCUCUAACCGGACUCUUCGAUGUGCUCGGCAGCGCGGCCUUUAAACCCGUGAAAAAUGACAUGGCGGGAAACAUCACCAAGAUUAGGAAUCGCCAAUUGGAGAGUCCGAUUGAGUCGGAGACGCUGCAGGAUUUGGUGAGGAAUGAGUUGAAGACGAAGAAGCACACUGCUACGGAGGGGUUGUUGUGGUUGGUGAGAGGCCUCGACUUCACCGCCCAAUCCCUCCGCCAAAACUUCGCUCGUCCCGACGAAGAGCUUUCCCAAUCCUUCCGAGACGCCUACGGCCAGACGCUGAAAAAGCACCACUCCUUCAUCAUCAAGCCCAUCUUCUCCGCCGCCAUGUCCGCCACUCCAUACCGGAGGGACUUCUACGCGAAAUUGGGAGACGACCAGCCGAAGGUGAACAAGGAGCUGGAUGCGUGGUUGGUGGGAUUGGAGAAAAAUGUGGCGAUUCUGAACAAGUUUUUGGCGAGUCCGGAGGCGAAGUGGUAG
Messenger RNA from Zymoseptoria tritici IPO323, 632 nucleotides. Its product is annotated as putative Het-C2 heterokaryon incompatibility. Gene Ontology annotation, molecular function: ceramide 1-phosphate transfer activity; ceramide 1-phosphate binding. The transcript is spliced from 2 exons. The record is from RefSeq and is a predicted model, not a curated record. Lineage: Eukaryota; Fungi; Ascomycota; Dothideomycetes; Mycosphaerellales; Mycosphaerellaceae. Gene Ontology annotation, biological process: intermembrane lipid transfer; ceramide transport. Gene Ontology annotation, cellular component: membrane; cytosol; cytoplasm. The coding region runs from base 24 to 632 and encodes 202 amino acids.